Molecule: messenger RNA, 1358 nt
Organism: Sceloporus undulatus (fence lizard)
Lineage: Eukaryota; Metazoa; Chordata; Lepidosauria; Squamata; Phrynosomatidae
Gene: RAB2B
Product: RAB2B, member RAS oncogene family
Exons: 8
Coding region: 276-923 (215 amino acids)
Cellular component (GO): Golgi apparatus
Molecular function (GO): GTPase activity; GTP binding
Source: RefSeq, a predicted model, not a curated record
GAUGCCUAGAGCGUCGCCGGAAAUGGGACCAUAAAAUACGAGGAAAAGCGGCUAGAGCGGUCACGGAAGAUUAAAAAAGGGGAGGAAUCGUUGAUACUGGCCUAAAUAGGAAGAAACCGGAAACGGAAGUCCAGAGUGCCGCAAAGGAAGCGGAGGCGUGUCCUAGCCAUCCCUUUUAAACAGGGGGCGCGAGAGCAGUGGGAUCAGUGGCCGUGGAGUGAGCUAGAGAGGCCUCUGGGUCGGGGCUGGGGGCUUUUAGGGGGCGCCUCGGCGCCAUGUCCUACGCCUACCUCUUCAAAUACGUCAUCAUCGGGGACACCGGUGUCGGAAAAUCAUGCCUGUUGUUACAAUUCACAGAUAAACGGUUCACAGCUGUCCACGACUUGACAAUUGGUGUGGAGUUCGGAUCACGGAUGAUCACCAUAGAUGACAAAAAGAUCAAGCUGCAGGUUUGGGAUACGGCUGGACAGGAAUCCUACCGUUCCAUCACCCGCUCAUACUACAGAGGGGCAGCCGGGGCACUGCUGGUUUACGACAUCACCAGGCGGGAGACUUUUAACCACUUGUACUCCUGGCUAGAGGAUGCGCGACAGCAAUCCAGCGCCCAUAUGGUGAUCAUGCUUAUCGGCAAUAAAAGUGAUCUGGAGAACCGGCGUGUUGUACAGAAAGAAGAAGGUGAAGCAUUUGCCCGGGAACAUGGCAUGGUUUUUCUGGAGACAUCAGCAAAGACCGCAACCAAUGUGGAAGAGGCCUUUCUCAGCACUGCAAAAGCUAUCUACAGAAAAGUCCAGAAGGGCCAAUUUGAUCUUGCCAAUGAGGGAAAUGGCAUCAAGAUUGGGCCCCAGCAUCCCUCCAUGACACAAAGUGCAUCCACUGUCCGCCACGGUCCUCAAGGCUCCGGAGACCGAUUAGGGUGCUGCUGAGUUCCCCUGAAAUCUAGCCAGAGAUGUUAAAGCUUGUGAAUGCUCAGAGGAUAUUUCGUCUCUCUCUUUUGUUCAAUAUCAGGCACUGUACUGGCAGGGAUCUGCCCAUCCAACCUUCCCCCAGCCCUGCCUACUUCUUCCCUCUAUGCAUGAGGACUAGGACUAUCUUGGACCUAGAUUUGUUUCUAGGCAUGAGCAGUUUAUUCGAGAGCCUGUGGGUUUUAUGUUCACCUCCUGACAUUCCUUAUGGGAAAAGGUGCUUCCCUCAGUUUGUGCCUUUACUUCAGUGGUUUUCUCUCCUGCUGUUGAGAGAUUUUCACUCCUGCUUUGGGUUCAUGGAACCCUGGGAGUCAUCCAAGCUAAUCUACCCCAGUUUUAGACGUUAAACUGUACUUCACUGUUGUUUUCCUCCAUAUUAAAUAUUUCUGUGUUCAA